AGCUUCUCCCCUCCUCCUCCCGCCUCCUCCCAAAAUGGCUGGUUCCCUCGCCGGCAGUGGGCUGUCGAAAGAGAAAUGCCUCUUCGUUGAAAGCCGAGUCCAACUCGAGGGCUACAUCACCAUCCUGGCCGAGUCGUUUCGUGCCUGCUACGAAGCGAUUCAACCGACCCUCAGCGCCCUCGCCGAGGCCAUUUCACGCCCCACGUUGAUGCACGAGUACCGCCUCACACCCUUCUCCCUGGGUGCCGCCGUGUCGAACGGUAUCGACGCGGCCGAUGCGGCGUCCUUUCUGGAGACGUACGCCUACGACCUCUCCCCCGGCACCGAGCAGGGCAAGGCGGUGCGUGGUUUUAUUGAGUCCUGCAUGCUGCGCUACAACCUCGCUCGUAUUGUCAUUGACGCAGAGAGGACGAUGGUGCAGUGCAGAAAUGAGGAUACGGCGCAGAUGCUGCUGCGUGACUCGGUGAUCGCGUCUGUCGCGGUUGCCCCGCUGAGCAUCUUCUACGAGGAGAGCGUGUGGAUGGACGAUCAGGCAUCGUUUCCUUCCUUCCUGCUGCAGAAUCGUGCCAUGUCGAAGGUCGUGGCGGCGCGCUGUGUCGUGUUGGGGCUGCCCAUCCAACAGCAGUACGAUUUCGAAAAGGACACGUCGGUGCGCACGGCGUACAUCUCGCUGCGCACCCAGACGCAGCCGCGCCGUUACCAGGUGGAAGCCGUAGAUGCCGCCAUUCACGAGGGUACGCUAAACAGCGGCUGCCUCCUGCUGCCCUGUGGAGCUGGCAAGACGCUGCUGGGGAUCAUGCUCAUGUGCAAGGUGAAGAAGCCCACCCUCGUCGUGUGCGCCGGCAGCGUCAGCGUAGAGCAGUGGAAGAAUCAGAUUCUCGACUACGCCACGUUGGAGGCGCCGCCGGUGCACGACCUUGGAGGAGGAGCAGGAGACGCGCACCCCGCAAACAGCAACAUCCACAGCGGACAGCCACACCAAAUCAAGAGCGGCUCGGCUCGAAUUGCCUGCCUUACUGGAAAGCAGAAAGACCCGAUCACCGAGGACACGGAUGUGGUGCUCACCACGUACAGUAUGCUCGUCACAGCCCACAAGGCAAAGCUGCGCCAGCGUGCUGCAAGCAAAGCGGACGAGGACGCCUUCACCGGCCGCGGCAUUCGCAAGCGCAAGGAAAACCCCAAAGAGAAGCUCUUCUCUCCUUACGGUCUUUUGAUUCUGGAUGAGGUGCACGUGAUGCCCGCCGAGGGCUUCCGUGAGAGCUUGAGCUUUAUCGACGCCAAAGGCGUGAUCGGGCUCACCGCCACGUACGUGCGCGAGGACCAGAAGAUCCUCGAUCUUUUCCACCUCGUCGGUCCGAAGCUCUUUGACAUUUCGAUGGAAACGCUUGCCUCGCAAGGCUACCUUGCGAAGGUGCACUGUGUCGAGGUGCACACGCCCAUGACGAAGGAGUUUGGGCUGGAGUACAUGGAUCGUAGCAGCAAAGCUAAGGUCGGCAAAGCGCCGGUGCUGGUCAUGCUGGCCGCCGCCAACCCCAACAAGAUGAUGUGCGUGAAGGAACUUGUUCAGCAGCACCUCGAUACCGGCGCGAAAAUUCUGGUCUUCUGCGAUCACAUCAUGCUCUUGAACGAGUACGGCGCGUGGCUGAAGGCGCCGGUCAUUUGCGGUGGCACGCAGCACAAGGAUCGCCUGAUGAUCUUCUCCGACUUCCAAAGCACCUCGAAGAUUAACGUCAUCUGCGUCUCGCGCGUCGGCGACGUGAGCGUGAACCUGCCCAACGCGAACGUGGUGAUUCAGGUCUCCAGCCACGGCGGCAGCCGACGCCAGGAGGCGCAACGACUGGGACGCAUUUUACGCCCGAAAGAUCGUGCCGCCAACGGCAAGACCGUCGACGCCUACUUCUACUCCAUCAUCAGCAUGGACACCGUCGAGAUGAACUACGCCGCGCACCGCACCGCCUUCCUGGUGGAUCAGGGCUACGCCUGUCGCAUCAUGGAGUACAACCCGCUCGAGUCCGCGACCGCGGCAGACAGCUCGGUGGCUGGCAGCAGCGUCAAGUUGCAGAUGAAGCGCGAUCGCGUUGGUGACGCGGCGAGCAUCAAGCAGGAGUCGUUGAAUGAGACGCUGCACCAGUCCAACGUGCUGCGGCCGCGGCGCUGUAGCAAUCCCGUCGCUGGUGCGGGUGCUGACGGAACACAGCGCGUUGUCGACAAGACGCAGACCAUGUCCUACCAACUGAGCCUCCUUUCGAAGGUGGUCUCGAGUUGGGAGAUGGAGUUUCAGCGGGAGUGUCGUAAGCGGGACUGCGCAAUCGGCGACGGCGACGCUGAGGACGUCGGAGAAGUUUCCAGCGAGGACGAUGCAGUGGUGGAGGUGCACCCGGUGCGGAGCUACGCUGCCAUCAAGAGUGAGUGGCGGGCCGGCAACGGCGGCUCUCUGCGCACGACUGCGCUGCAAGACUUAGUCGGCGUGGAUGACGGCUUCGUCUAUCACGAACUGUAA
This is a messenger RNA of Leptomonas pyrrhocoris, 2500 nucleotides long. RefSeq names its product putative helicase putativeDNA repair helicase. Gene Ontology annotation, biological process: nucleotide-excision repair; transcription initiation at RNA polymerase II promoter. The transcript has a single exon. NCBI's taxonomy places the organism in Eukaryota, Euglenozoa, Kinetoplastea, Trypanosomatida, Trypanosomatidae. The record is from RefSeq and is a predicted model, not a curated record. Gene Ontology annotation, cellular component: nucleotide-excision repair factor 3 complex; transcription preinitiation complex; transcription factor TFIIH holo complex. Gene Ontology annotation, molecular function: hydrolase activity; 3'-5' DNA helicase activity; DNA binding. Bases 35 to 2500 code for a protein of 821 amino acids.